GAUUAAUCAUCGAUGCAUAAAAGAUAUAACUCUUAUUUACCCAAAUUAAUUAUGCUUUGUAAACUAAUAGUAAUUAAAAAAAAAUAAAAAGUGUGGACGAUAAUAACACGAGUUGGAGAGAAAAAAAAGAGUAUUGUGAUUGGGAGUAGCAAACUUUGUGUUUAUGCCCGGAGUUCGGUCGCCACCUCCACUUGAGCUGCAUGCGAUCCUUUCUCCUCCAUAUUCCUUCCUUCACCACUUCAAAUCAAAUGUGUGUGCGCGCGCGCGUGAGAGAGAGAGGGACGGGUACAGAGAGAGAUGGAGAGAGCUGGGAGAGAGGCGGUGGUGGUGUGCGGCGAUCACGGUGUUCGACCUCGACACGGCGAAGGGGCUCCUCCGCGUACCUGGCUGCGCCGCGGCGGCUCACGGCCCCCUCUUUUUCUCCGAUCACUCCCUCGUCGCUUCUCAGGUCGCCAAACAUGGCUUCGUCGGCUCCGGCUCCGGCUCCGGCUCCAUCAUCACUUGGCCCAUCAACAAACUCCGUUCGUCGCGUAGAAGCCAUACGAUGGAGGCAAUAGAACCCCUUUGUAGCACAAGGGACGGUGCUUAUUUAGCUGCAGGAGACGUUUCGGGGAACGUGCAUCUCUGGGAGGUUGCAAGCGGGAGGUUGCUCAAAUCGUGGACCGCCCAUCGUAAAUCUGUGAAGUGCAUGAGUUUUUCAGAUGAUGGGUCUUUUCUAAUCUCUGGUUCUGAUGGUGGGAUGAUCCCGAUUUGCUCUAUGAUCAGAUUACUUGAUAUCGAUGAUUGCGGAAGCUUCUCGGCUUUGCUACAUUGUUCUUCUGAGCACUCGUCCUCCAUAACUGGUUUACUAACUAUAACUACAUCCACACGCUUGAAAUUCGUAUCGAACUCCAUGGACGGAAGUUGCAAGGAUUCCUUUCUCCAUGAACGAGAUCGAACUGUUGUGCUGAAAGGACACAACGACUCCAUAACCGCAUUGACGUUCUGGAAGACGGGUCUGAUAUCUGCAUCAAACGAUUGCACCGUCUGCAUAUGGGAUAUUGAAAGCUGCAAAAAUAUCCGCCGGUUCUUCCAUCAAAAGGGACCAGUGACUAACCUCGUAACAAUACCUCAGUCUGCGCUAUAUUGUCGAUCAGAUAACGGAAGAGGCUUCGAUCGGAGGAGCCAGGUGUGUUUGUUUGAUAAAUAUUCCAAGCCGAUUGAUUCCGUUGACAAUGUCAUCGCUUCUCUUCCCGUGUUCUCUCAUCACGAAAAUUGCCUGCAAAUCAAGAGAAAUGCAAGAAAGCUCUGCAACAGCCAUGGAAAAUAAGGUGGAAACACCCGUGGACCGAAGAAGAUGGGCAAUAAACAUGGCGAAACAUGUGGUGGAGAUGAACAGACAGAUCCAGUUG
Molecule: messenger RNA, 1391 nt
Organism: Tarenaya hassleriana
Lineage: Eukaryota; Viridiplantae; Streptophyta; Magnoliopsida; Brassicales; Cleomaceae
Product: protein ROOT INITIATION DEFECTIVE 3-like
Exons: 8
Coding region: 164-1309 (381 amino acids)
Biological process (GO): rRNA processing; DNA-templated DNA replication
Cellular component (GO): nuclear pre-replicative complex
Molecular function (GO): protein binding
Source: RefSeq, a predicted model, not a curated record